Molecule: messenger RNA, 1446 nt
Organism: Penicillium macrosclerotiorum
Lineage: Eukaryota; Fungi; Ascomycota; Eurotiomycetes; Eurotiales; Aspergillaceae
Exons: 5
Coding region: 1-1446 (481 amino acids)
Molecular function (GO): RNA binding
Source: RefSeq, a predicted model, not a curated record
AUGUUUCACUUCCCGGUGGCCCCGGCCUUCGAGGGCAUGCACCGACAACAGAAUGAACAGUUCUGGUCACGUCUACUAGACCAGAUUCUCUCACCUGCCGAGUGUCCCAUCGGCACAAAUUUCAUCGAACGCUUCAACCCUCCCCAGUACGGCGUUGUAAUGCUUGAUAAUAUUCCGUAUGGUGUCACCCGUGCAGAGGUGAGGCAGUUCUUUGGACGCAGCUCUGACCUCGUUCCUGACUGUCCCAUCCACAUUAUCAUGGAACGAUCCACGGGCAAGACGAUGAACUGUUUUGUGGAGUUCACCUCUCGCCAAGCUGCCCGAGAGGCAGUUGAUCGAAUCCACCGCACCAAUGAUGCCGGUCAGGGUGCCCGCAUGGCCAACCGCCAUGUCGACGUGGUGCUCAGUUCCCAAGAUGAACUGCUUCGGGCAAUGUUCCCGAAAGCAAAGUGCAUCAAAUGGAUUGGUGGUCGUCCGGUGCAGGUUCCUAAGCACCCAGAUGAGGGAUGGUCGACCGGCUUUGUAGGCUUCCUCACGGAUGAGGAGCUGUUUUGCGUGCUUCGCCACGCCAAAGAGCCGCACCGAAGUGCAUUUGCAACCAAAGUCCCGCAGCGGACUUAUGAAUCGAUCACCAGCACCAUCUGGAAAUUCCCAUGGUUUGCUACAACCAUGUAUACGGUACAUGCACGGAACAAGCUCUUCGAGACCUUGCGCGACAUGAUCGAGCUGCUUCGUGAUCGCGUGCAAGCGUCCCGCCAGACUGUGGGAUUGGAAUUCCGCCUGCUUGCCGAGUUGCUCCGGGCAGGGCUGUGUUGCCCUGCUUUUAAUCCCCGCAUGAAGUGGGAUCUCACAUUCAUGGCUGGCGAUCAGGCACAGCUGCAUCUUGUAUGCCACGAUGAUGUCCCAGGCACCCGCAGCCUUGACUGGGGAAGACGGUCUGAUGAACACCCACGUCGGCAGUACCCCUACGGCAAUCACCGUUACGUGUGGACUGAUGCGGCAUCGAGGGAGAAAAAAUUCUCCGAGGCAAUGGCUUAUGAGAUGCAGGUACUUCGAAACAUCCUUGUUACCGGAUACAACAUCACCCACCCCAGCCGACAGGCUCCCCCACUGCCAAUGACCGCCACCCAGCGCACUAUUCAGCGUGGAGACCGGAGUGGUGAUGACAAUCAGCCCCAUCUCUCCUCUGGGGAGUCGACCCCACGUGCUGGUCUCCAGCAGUUUCAGCGGGGCGUGUCUUUAGCCUUGCCUUACGAGCCUCUCCGACCUCGUGUUGAAUACCCAUCCCACGGGCCCAACCCUUUCGUUGUCCCGACUGCUCCUGGUUCGGGUGUAGGUCAUGGACAACUUCACCUUCGUGAUCCUCCGGGCCCUCAGGGCUCCCAGAGUUCACAGGGCCGUGGUGGUCGUGGACAAUUCGGUCCCGGAACUGGCCACCGCUAUUGA